Messenger RNA from Theobroma cacao (cacao), 513 nucleotides. The record is from RefSeq and is a predicted model, not a curated record. NCBI's taxonomy places the organism in Eukaryota, Viridiplantae, Streptophyta, Magnoliopsida, Malvales, Malvaceae.
AUGGCAAAGGACGAUGUUCCAGAAGUGGUGAGGAACAAAAGGGUGAUACUGAGGGACUACGUGACCGGUUUUCCAAAAGAAUCAGACAUGUACAUAAGCUUUAGUACCAUGACUUCGAAGAUACCAGAAAACCACAAAGGAGUUGUGCUGGUCACGAACCUUUACUUGUCUUGUGAUCCUUACAUGAGACUUCGCAUGCGAAAUGAUCAAGAUCCCGAGUUUACCCCCUUCCCUCCUGGCUCUCCCAUUACUGGGUUUGGAGUGGCUCAAGUUUUGGAUUCAACGCACCACGGCUUCCAGGAAGGUGACUUUGUUUGGCGAACCAGAGGAUGGGAAGAAUACAGUUUCAUAGCAAGACCUGAAAGACUCUUCAAAAUCAGGCAUACGGAUGUCCCUCUUUCCUACUACGCUGGGAUUCUUGGCUUUAGAAUUGAAAGUAGUGCUUUGAGAGCUCUAGAAAAGGAACAUCUUGUAACUCUAUCUUUUGCUCUAGGUGGAGCUAGAGUGGUUUGA